AUGCUAUGUAAAACAGCUACUCACAGUUUUUCUUCAUGCCGCUUUCAAGAAACUUGCUUGCGGGUUCUUUCUUGCUGCAAUUCACACUCCCUCAAGGAGGGAAUUUGUGUUCAUAGCCCCAUAAUCAAAGUGGGUCUUCAAGAUGACUUGUAUUUGAACAACAAUUUGUUAUCUUUAUAUGCUAAAUGCUUUGGAAUUGGACAAGCACGCCAUUUCUUUGAUGAAAUGCCUUAUAAGGAUGUUGUGUCCUGGACUACGGUUCUGUCUUCUCACACCAGGACUAAGCAUCAUUUUGAGGCCCUUGAAUUGUUUGACAUGAUGCUAGGUUCUGGUCAAUACCCCAACGAGUUCACCUUGUCCAGUGCCUUAAGAUCUUCUUCUGCUUUGGGAGAGUUUGAGCGUGGGACUCAAAUUCAUGCCUCUGUGGUAAAGCUUGGGUUAGAGCUGAAUCCUGUUCUGGGUACUACUUUGAUUGAUUUAUACACCAAGUGUGAUUGUACUCUGGAAGCAUACAAAUUGCUUGCAUUCGUGAAGGAUGGUGAUGUUGUGUCUUGGACAACAAUGAUAUCUUCGUUAGUUGAAACUAGUAGAUGGAGUGAAGCUCUGCAAGUCUAUGUCAAAAUGAUUGAAGAGGGUAUUUACCCGAAUGAGUUCACAUUUGUAAAACUUUUAGGCGUGUCUUCUUUUCUUGGUUUGGGAAUCGGUUAUGGGAAACUACUACAUGCACACUUAAUCAGAUUUGGUGUUGAAAUGAAUUUGGUCUUGAAGACAGCCAUUGUUGAUAUGUAUUCAAAAUGCAGACGGAUGGAAGAUGCUAUUAAGGUCUCAAAUCAGACACCUGAAUACGAUGUGUGCUUAUGGACCACCAUUAUCUCUGGAUUAACUCAAAAUUUGCAGGUUAGGGAGGCUGUCAAUGCAUUUCUUGAUAUGGAAUUGUCUGGAAUCCUACCAAAUAAUUUUACAUAUGCUAGUUUAUUGAAUGCUAGCUCCUCAAUUUUAUCAUUGGACCUAGGGGAACAGAUUCAUUCACAGGUUAUCAUUGUUGGACUGGAGGAUGAUAUUUAUGUAGGAAAUGCACUGGUUGAUAUGUACAUGAAAUGUUCCCGCAUCACAACAAAUGCUGUGAAAGCUUUUAGAGGGAUAAUCUCACCAAAUGUCAUCUCUUGGACUUCUUUGAUUGCUGGUUUUGCAGAACAUGGCUUAGAAGAAGAAUCUUUUCAGUUGUUUGCUGAGAUGCAAGCAUCAGGAGUGCAACCAAAUUCCUUUACACUAUCUACUAUGCUUGGAACUUGCAGCAAACUCAAGUCUCUUGUUCAAACAACGAAACUCCACAGCCAUAUCAUAAAAACCAAAGCAGACAUAGAUAUAGCUGUUGGGAAUGCUCUUGUAGAUGCUUAUGCUGGAGGGGGGAUGGCGGAGGUAGCAUGGUCUGUUAUUGGCACGAUGAACCAGAGAGAUCCUAUCACAUACACAAGUUUAGCUGCAAGAUUAAACCAGAGGGGGGAUCAUGAAAUGGCAUUAAAAGUCACCACUCACAUGCACAAUGACGAGGUUAAGAUGGAUGAAUUUAGCUUGGCAAGUUUUUUAUCAGCUGCAGCUGGUUUAGGAACUAUGGAAACUGGAAAGCAGCUACAUUGUCAUUCUGUUAAAUCAGGCUUGGAGAGAUCCAACUCGGUUUCAAAUAGCUUAGUUCACUUGUACAGCAAAUGCGGUAGCAUGCACGAUGCAUACAUGGCUUUCAAAGAUAUAAAUGAACCUGAUGCUGUGUCGUGGAAUGGUUUGAUAUCUGGAUUGGCAUCAACUGGACAUAUAUCCUAUGCUCUUUCUGCGUUUGAUGACAUGAGGUUAGCAGGAGUUAAACCUAAUUCUGUUACAUUCUUAUCACUGAUUUUUGCAUGCAGCCAUAGUGGUUUAUUGGAUCUGGGUCUUGAAUAUUUCCAUUCUAUGGAAAAAACAUACCAGAUAACACCAGAGUUGGAUCACUAUGUGUGUUUAGUUGAUCUCCUUGGCAGAGGUGGUCGCCUAGAGGAAGCUAGGGGAGUAUUUGAAACAAUGCCUUUCAAGCCGGACUCAGUAAUUUGUAAAACUUUAUUAAAUGCAUGCAAGUUGCAUGGAAAUGUACCCCUCGGUGAACAUAUGGCAAGGAGAUGUCUUGAGCUUGAUCCAUCUGAUCCUGCAAUAUAUUUGCUGCUUGCAAACUUGUAUGACAAUGCUGGACUCUUUGAUUUUGGUAACAAGACUCGCUGGCUAAUGAGAGAAAGAGGCUUAAGGGGAAGUCCUGGGCAGUGCUGGAUAGAGAUAAGAAGCAAGAUUUAUCUCUUCUCUAAAGGAGAGAAGAUAGAUCAGAAUGAGAUUAAUGAAAAACUGGAGUCUCUUAUAACUCAGUUUAAGAAGAGAGGGUACCCAUACCACGAGAAUCAAGAUAAGUUAUACCACUCAGAGCAAUUAGCCGUUUCAUUUGGUCUUCUUAAUGUACCAACUAUGUCUCCAAUUCGCAUAAACAAGAAUUCACACAUCUGCCCUCACUGCCAUACUUUUAUGAUGCUUGUGACAUAUGUGGUUGGUAGGGAUAUUAUUGUGAGGGAUGGGAAGCGAUUCCAUUUCUUUAAGGACGGCCAGUGUUCAUGCAGAGGUCACUCAUAA
This is a messenger RNA of Gastrolobium bilobum, 2643 nucleotides long. RefSeq names its product pentatricopeptide repeat-containing protein At5g52850, chloroplastic. NCBI's taxonomy places the organism in Eukaryota, Viridiplantae, Streptophyta, Magnoliopsida, Fabales, Fabaceae. The coding region runs from base 1 to 2643 and encodes 880 amino acids. The transcript has a single exon. Gene Ontology annotation, molecular function: RNA binding; zinc ion binding; protein binding. The record is from RefSeq and is a predicted model, not a curated record. Gene Ontology annotation, biological process: RNA modification.